Messenger RNA from Polistes dominula (European paper wasp), 2013 nucleotides. RefSeq lists its product as uncharacterized. Gene Ontology annotation, biological process: proteolysis. NCBI's taxonomy places the organism in Eukaryota, Metazoa, Arthropoda, Insecta, Hymenoptera, Vespidae. The record is from RefSeq and is a predicted model, not a curated record. Gene Ontology annotation, molecular function: serine-type endopeptidase activity.
AAUGAUUUUACGAGAAGGCUCGUAAAACGGAAAGUUCAACUAAAUUCAAACGGAGAGUCAUUAGCGGUGGCACGUUGCACGUGACAUUGUGUGGCUGAGAGGUCGGCCAGGCAACGCUAGAAGUUUAGCAAUCGUUUGCCCCGUUGCACGUGGAGUGGAUAUGAAUCAAAACAAGUUAUUCCGGUAUAACUUGUCCGCCUCACAAAGAGCUGCCUUCGUUAAUAUUGUGUAUUAAAUAGAGUGCCACCGUAGUGCGCAGCUAAACGUUUAAAUUAAUUUGAUACUUGCAAAUUCACUUAAUAGCGCUUACGAAACGGAAUACGUUAAUUACGUAUGAAACGGAGAUCAGUUACAAAGAUUGCGAAUCAUACUUCCACAGUCGCCGGAAAAGACGAUGCUUGGAUAGAUUUGUUCACUCAGGAAACGGUCACGGAGCAAUCAUCACCAAAGAGCGAAUCUUCAAAAUUAUCUUAUUUUACUAAUUGGAGCGAGUGGUCGGUUUGUGAUCGACAUUGUUCACAAAAUCGUGUCAGAAGAUGCAUGACAAAGAGUCAAUGUGGUACCACUGUAUUUAGAGAAGAACGUACUUGCGAACAUAAGAGAAAAGGACGAAGAAAAAGAUGCAAGCAACGUCAACGUCGAGGACAACGGAAAUCAAAAAAUUUUCACGUAGUACAGUUGCCAAAAGAAACAGCACCUAGGCAUGGUAAAAGAAGAGGUACCGAUGUCCAAGAUCAAUCUAACAAUCAUUAUGGCAAAUGGAGCAAAUGGUAUCCGUGUACAAAGCUGUGUACUACCCAGCGUUACAAGUGGUGUAGAAAACCUGGGAUCUGUGGUCGUGAUGUUAUACGAGAAAGUGCUUAUUGUUACGUCGAAGGAAGCUUCUGCCAAAAAUGGAUAGACCGAAAAAUUCGUGGAAGUCGAGAGAAAGAUAACGAUGACGUGAUAUUAGACGAAUUCGAAUUGAAUCCCAACUCUGUGGACAGUUUUAUUCCUGAGAAAGAUCAGCCAGCAUGGAAAUGCGGUAUGGUGAAUCCUCAGAAAAAUUCUAGACUUUCUUAUGUCACUCGAAUCAUCGGUGGUCGUCCAACCGUACCAGGGGCAUGGCCAUGGCAGGUGGCUGUAUUGAAUAGAUUUCACGAAGCAUUUUGCGGAGGAACUUUGGUCUCGCCGAAAUGGGUCUUGACUGCCGCCCACUGCAUAAGAAAACGCUUAUACGUUCGUAUCGGCGAACACGACUUAACGGUGAAAGAGGGCACUGAACUGGAGCUCAGGGUACUUGUUCUCCUCGCAUGCUUAUUUCCGUUUAAAGUGGACUCGGUGGUAAUACAUCCAGAAUACAACGCUGACACGGUCGAUAACGACGUUGCCAUGUUACGUCUUCCAGUUAAUUUGACUCCAUCUCCCUCAAGAGGGAUAGCUUGUCUUCCAGCACCGAAACAACUUUUACCUACGAAUCAAUUGUGUACUAUUUUAGGCUGGGGCAAAUCCAGAGUGACAGAUGAUUUCGGUACCGAUAUUCUUCAUGAAGUUAAGAUACCCAUAGUAUCCUCGAAAAUAUGCCGACAAGUUUACGUGGACUACAGAAUAACUGAAAAUAUGUUUUGUGCCGGUUAUCAUCGUGGAAAAAUGGAUUCCUGUGCUGGUGAUAGUGGUGGACCUUUAUUGUGCAGAGAUCCCCGAAGACCCGAUCACGGUUGGACUAUUUUCGGCAUUACCAGUUUCGGGGAAGGUUGUGGGAAACGUCGCAAAUUUGGAAUUUACACUAAAUUGCCCAAUUAUGUGAAAUGGAUUUUGAGAGUCAUGAAACAAGACGAUGAACGUAAUUAGAGAAGUUUGAUAAAAUGUUGAUCGAAUGUUUGGUGAGAAUGUAAAAGGAACUAUGGUGUUGUAAUUAUAUUUGUUAACAGUGCGAUUAUUUUUUUAAAAAAAGGACUGCAUGUGCUGAGUGAUAUCUUUGAUGUUUAAGUAUUAAUAUUAGGUAAUUAAUAAAAUGUAGAAAUUAGAAAAUGA